Molecule: messenger RNA, 2762 nt
Organism: Ochotona curzoniae (black-lipped pika)
Lineage: Eukaryota; Metazoa; Chordata; Mammalia; Lagomorpha; Ochotonidae
Gene: EGR2
Product: early growth response 2
Exons: 3
Coding region: 1-1464 (487 amino acids)
Biological process (GO): regulation of transcription by RNA polymerase II
Molecular function (GO): RNA polymerase II cis-regulatory region sequence-specific DNA binding; DNA-binding transcription factor activity, RNA polymerase II-specific
Source: RefSeq, a predicted model, not a curated record
AUGCGAGUCGGGCUCCCCUCCGAGGCGUCGUCUUGCCCGUGGUCAGCGCGGGGGCCGCGGGACAGGCCGGAGCGCAGGCGGAGCGGGCUGGCGCACGUGCUGUCUGACAACAUCUACCCGGUGGAGGACCUCGCCGCCACGUCGGUGACCAUCUUCCCCAAUGCCGAGCUGGGAGGCCCCUUCGACCAGAUGAACGGAGUUGCCGGAGAUGGCAUGAUCAACAUUGACAUGACUGGAGAGAAGAGGUCUUUGGAUCUCCCAUAUCCCAGCAGCUUCGCUCCCGUCUCAGCACCCAGAAAUCAGACCUUGACUUACAUGGGCAAGUUCUCCAUCGACCCCCAGUAUCCUGGUGCCAGCUGCUACCCAGAAGGCAUCAUCAAUAUUGUGAGCGCAGGCAUCCUUCAAGGGGUCACUUCCCCAGCCUCCACUACUGCCUCCUCCAGCGUCACCUCUGCCUCCCCAAACCCGCUGGCCACAGGACCCCUAGGUGUAUGCACCAUGUCGCAGACUCAGCCUGACCUGGACCACCUCUACUCGCCACCGCCACCGCCACCCUAUUCUGGCUGUGCUGGGGAUCUCUACCAGGACCCCUCCGCCUUCCUGACUGCAGCCACCACCUCCACCUCUUCUUCUCUAGCCUACCCGCCACCUCCUUCUUAUCCAUCCCCAAAGCCUGCUACGGACCCUGGUCUCUUCCCCAUGCUCCCAGACUAUUCUGGCUUCUUUCCGCCUCAGUGCCAGAGGGACCUGCAUGGUACUGCUGGCCCGGACCGAAAGCCCUUUCCCUGCCCUCUGGACUCCCUGAGGGUGCCCCCUCCACUCACUCCACUCUCCACCAUUCGUAACUUUACUUUGGGGGGGCCCGGUGCUGGGGUCACAGGGCCAGGGGCCGGUGGAGGCAACGAGGGACCCCGGCUGCCUGGCAGCAGCUCAGCUGCUGCUGCAGCUGCAGCCGCCUAUAACCCUCAUCACCUGCCGUUGCGGCCCAUCUUGAGGCCUCGCAAGUACCCCAACAGACCUAGCAAGACCCCUGUGCACGAGCGGCCCUACCCGUGCCCCGCCGAAGGCUGUGACCGGCGGUUCUCACGCUCUGACGAGCUCACUAGGCACAUCCGCAUCCACACGGGUCACAAGCCGUUCCAGUGCCGGAUCUGCAUGCGCAACUUCAGCCGCAGUGACCACCUCACCACCCACAUCCGCACCCACACCGGAGAGAAGCCCUUUGCCUGUGACUACUGUGGUCGCAAAUUUGCCCGGAGCGAUGAAAGGAAGCGCCACACCAAGAUCCACCUGCGACAGAAGGAGCGCAAGAGCAGUGUGCCCUCCUCCUCCGUGCCGGCCCCCUCUGGGGCCUCCUGUCCUGGGGGCACACAGUCUGGGGGUACCCUGUGCGGCAGCAACAGUGGUGGCACUAUGGGCGGAGGGCCGCUGGUCCCUUGCUCCUCUAGGACCCGGACACCUUGAGAUAAGACUCAGGCUGACACCUGCUCCUUGAGGCCCUAGUCCCUUCCUCCACUUGAACCCCAAGACAAACACUACCAACCCCUGACUCUCCAAAUGCCUGCCUUCCCUUCCUCCCUCCCUUGUGGGCAGAGGGCCUUAGUGGCACUGGGUGCUGUUUCCUCUCCCUUUAGAGAGGAGAGCCUGUGGAUGAGUGGACAGUCACCUGGAGGGACGUGGGGAGGCCAUGGCUGGAGGUGUGGGCCUGCAGGACUGAGGCCUGACCCUGCUUUGGGAGAUUGCUUGAGCCGGUUCUGCUCCUCAGCUUCCUGGCAUUCUUUUGACUCCUUACCCAUGCUCCUGGAUGUCAGAGCAGGUGUGAGACUUUUCCUUACAGUAGGUUGGGAGAUGCUGAUCCCUGCAAGUGGGGACAGCAAAAAAGACAACUGAUGUGCACUUUACGGCUUGGGAUUGACUUGGGGGAUGCCUUCUGUGUCCUAGAAGCAGAACAGUGAGUCACAGUGUAUCUGGUUGGCUCAGCCCUGAAGCAAUAUGUAUUAUAAACUCAGAGAACAGAAGUGCAAUGUGACAGGAGGGACAUAGCAAUACCUGCUCCUUUUUGAGUUAUUGGAGAAACGUAAAGACUAUUUUUUUCAGUGUAUAUCCACUAGAUUGUGUGUAUUUUUGAUGUGCACUGUUCUCCAAGUUCUGGCCCUUUGGGAAACCAAUGUAAAGCAUUUAUGAUCUCUUGAAAUGAGUCAGAGGUUAACUUAUUUAAAGAGGAAAUGUACAUAUAUUCUGUGAAACUAGGAUGCAUGCAGUUGUGUUGGAAGUGUCCUUGUGCCUUGUGUGAUGUAGACGAUGUUACAGGGUCUGCAUGUAAAUGGGUUGCCUUACUAUGGAAAAAAAAUCACUCCCUGGGUUUAGUAUGGCUGUAUAUUUCUGCCUAUUAAUAUUUGGAAUUUUUUUUAGAAAGUAUAUUUUUGUAUGCUGUUUUGUGACUGAAAAGUGUUCCCUUUGUAGUCAGAUUUCAGAUAAGAAUGUAUAUAAUGUUGCUGGAGCUGCUUUGUUUGGAUAUUAGCUCUUAGUAGUUGUGGAAAAAAAAAUAAAUGAUUUAUUCUAAUGCAGAACCACUAACUGAAGUGCAGACAAUGGAUGGUUUAUAACUAUGAUGUAAAUAAAUAGCUUUCAACAAUAUUUUUUGCUGCAGAAAUCAUUGAUGAGGUAGCUGCUGAGUGGGGAUUAAAAUCAUUCAACACCUAUGGAACUAUUCGACCAAACACCAGGAGUUAAGGUGCUUUGACCAGACCAGGGCUUCCAAG